AAGAAGCAGGCUCUUCAGCGAGGUGUCGUUUUGUGCUCAUCUCCUCCUGCUAAAAUGACUUCAAUUCACGCCCUGAGGGAGUUUAUCGGCGAGAGGCUGACCGUUGCUGCUGGAGAAAUCUUCACCGUGUUUGAACACAUCAUCCUCCAGUACGAGCAGGAGAUUCUCCGUCAGCAGCUUCCACAGGACCGUGACUGCAGGGAGGAGCAGCUCUUUAAUGAGGAAACAAACUACUGUCUGGAGCAGGAAGAACCAGAACCUCCAGAGACCGAAGACGGACAAGAAGAAACAGAACUGCCACAGUUUAAUGAGGACUUUGAGGAACCAGAACCUUCACAGAAUGAAGUGGAACAUCAAGAAUUUGGACUUCUACACGCUGAAGAGGCCCAGGAGGAACCAGAACCGUCACCGACUGAGGAGCACAAGGAACCUGGAACCGGCCAGGAGGGAGAGCAGCAUCUGCUGUUUGACAGUGAUGUCUUUAAAGUUCCUUCUGUUGAGGACCAAAGUUACCCGAGUGAACCAGUAGAAGAACAACACACUGAGCAGUUCCUCUCUCAGGACUCUGAAGUCCACGUCCCGAAACACUGGUUUGACUCAGAAUCAGGUGUAAAUCCAGAGCUGAACAAAACAAACAUCUUUGAUCGUGAGUUUGAGAACGGUGUUCCUGAGGCAGAGAAGCAGCCUGAACGUCAAAAAUACCCCUGUAACAUCUGUGGCAAAAGUUUCACCCGUCAGGCGACUUUGUCGGUCCACGUGAGAACUCACACAGGUGAGAGGCCGUACUCUUGUGAAACAUGCGGGAAAAGUUUCUGUCAUAAAAAAUCAUUGCUGUACCACAUGAGAACUCACACAAGUGAGAGGUCGUUUGCUUGUGAAACAUGUGGGAAAAGUUUCAUCCAGCAGAGUAAUCUGGUGGCCCACAGGAAAACUCACGCAGCUCAGAAACUGUAUUCUUGUGAAAUAUGUUUGAAAGGUUUCGGUCGACAUGAUGCUUUGUCGCGCCACAUGAAAACUCACACAGGUGAGAAGCCAUUUUUUUGUCAAAUGUGUGGGAGAACUUUCAGUCGACAGGAUUCUUUGUUGGUUCACAUGAGAACUCACAAAGAGGUGAAGGCAUGAAUGUCUCAAAGAAGUCCAUUCCUUUUUCUUUUUUUCCCCCCCAACGUUGUUGAUUUUUUUUUUGUACGUCUUGAGAAAUGUUGGAUGAACAGAUGUGAAGGAAUGGAAGUAAAAUGUUGAUA
Molecule: messenger RNA, 1244 nt
Organism: Salarias fasciatus (jewelled blenny)
Lineage: Eukaryota; Metazoa; Chordata; Actinopteri; Blenniiformes; Blenniidae
Product: zinc finger protein 436-like
Exons: 2
Coding region: 55-1122 (355 amino acids)
Biological process (GO): regulation of transcription by RNA polymerase II
Cellular component (GO): nucleus
Molecular function (GO): DNA-binding transcription factor activity, RNA polymerase II-specific
Source: RefSeq, a predicted model, not a curated record